AUGUGUGACGGGUUCAUCGAAGUUAAUUUCGACGCCUAUGUUGAAAAUCGAGAAACUGAAACAGAUGAGACCAAUUGCGACUAUUGGCCAUGUGAUAAUGUGUAUACGCGAUGUGAUGGCUUCUGGAAUUGUGAGAAUGGUUUGGAUGAGUUGAACUGUCAAGCAAGUGGUUCGAAUGAUUGUGCAGCCGAUCAGUUUCAAUGUGUUUCUCACAAGACUUUCUCUAUGAUGUGUCUGAAUGUCAGUCAAGCUGGUGACAAGAAAAUGGAUUGUCUUGGAGGCGUAGACGAGCCGUUUUAUUGUCGUAACAAAUAUUUAUCAUUUGAAGAUCACGAACCACGACGAUAUCGAUGCUGGGAUACCGAUUACUGUGUCUCUUUGCGUGGGAUUUGUUUGGAGUCAUUCGAAAGUAAGGAGGCGGAUGAGUAUUGUUUAUUAGAAAAGAAAGAACGUUUUUGUAUAAGGACAAACUUAGAUGAAGGAUGCUACGGAGAUGACAUUGACUAUACCUAUGAUAGUCAUGGCGAUCUUUCAUCUAUUGACAAAGUCAAUCAGAUCCACGAACACUUCUGUAAUUUGGAAGACUGGAUGAAGCAAUCUGUAGUUCCAUUUGCUUUAGAGUUUAGUGAAACCGUCAUGGGUGGUGUAGUGGAAUAUAUUCAUAUGUCAGCACCAAAUCUAGAUUGGAAGAUUGUUUGGUUUUGUAAUAGAGGCAUUGUUAUUUUAGAACGUAAUGUCCGAAGGUGUCUUUGUCCUCCCAGUUAUUACGGUGAACAAUGUCAAUAUCAAAGUCAACGUGUUAUAGACAAUACUUCAUUUAUUCAUUCGCAUGAACAACGUACAUUUGUUGCUGCACGUGAUUGUGAUCUUCGAUUUGAUCUCGUUCUUCUCUAUGCUAAUCGACCUAAAGAUGAAUCAAAAACAUAUGAUGUAAUUAUUCAUGUGUUUGAAAUGUUAAACUAUCGUAAUAGUUGGCAAUUACCUGUUCGUUUCCCUUCUCUACCUGUUCUUUAUGCAUUGUCCUAUGGACUGUAUCAAUGGUGA
This is a messenger RNA of Adineta steineri, 1044 nucleotides long. Lineage: Eukaryota; Metazoa; Rotifera; Eurotatoria; Adinetida; Adinetidae. The record is from the annotation of a GenBank genome assembly.